CUUCAAAAACUGCAGGGAGUGGAAAACACAUAAGGGGAAAAUCCAGAGAGCGGAGAAUAAGAGAAUUGCCCCUCCAUAGCCGGAGCCAGAUUUCUAGACUUCAGCGUAACCAUACAACAAAAGGCUACACAACCUCGUUUGGAAGUUCUGGCAUAGUGGCAUCCGAACCUAAAUCCUUUUUUCCAUUAACUUAAUGGCUUAUGGGGUGUGUCAUCACCAAUUUGAUGUAAAAACAGUUACACAAUCGUCGCCAUCUCCUGUAAUCUCCCUUGUGCACACUUUACCGUAUGGAGCUGAACCCUUGCUACACUCAGACACGGGUUCAUCUGCUAGUCCUUCAACUUCCUCGGGCAAUGAACAGGAAGCAUCUAAAGCUCUGAAAGAUGUGCAUUUACCAACACGGUUGAUGGAUAUGUUUCUCGACCUUGCCAGUGGUAACACCAGCAAGGAUUUAGAGACCUGUGGAGUUCUUGGUGCCUCUUUGAAAAAAGGAACCUUCUAUGUGACCACUCUGAUAAUACCAAAGCAAGAAUCAGAAUCCAAUUCUUGCCAAGCUUUACAUGAGGAGGAGAUAUUUUCCAUACAAAACCAACAGGGCCUUUUCCCAAUUGGAUGGAUUCAUACACAUCCGUCUCAGAGUUGUUUCAUGUCAUCAAUUGAUUUGCACACUCAAUAUUCAUAUCAGGUAAUGGUCCCAGAGGCUGUCGGCAUUGUCAUGGCACCAACUGACAAAUCAAGGGAUUAUGGAAUAUUCAGAUUAUCAAACGGUGGGAUGAGAAUCCUCAAGGAUUGCUCGGAGAAAGGGUUCCAUCCUCAUAGAGAACCAGCUGACGGAAGCUCCAUUUACGAGGACUGCUCCAAUGUCUAUGUUAAUCAAAAUCUUCGGCUCGAGAUAUGUGACCUAAGAUGAAGCAAUAAUAUGUGUACGUACUACGUAGUGUAGCUUUUUUCAGAUGUAGAGGUGUCAUGCCCUCAAAAUAAUUGACUGACAUGAUUUGACCCAUUUUGGGGCUAGAGAACAUCAAGUAUAGGAGUAUAUGAAUGGUGUGAUUAAGAUUGGGUAAUGAA
This is a messenger RNA of Ipomoea nil (Japanese morning glory), 1068 nucleotides long. Its product is annotated as AMSH-like ubiquitin thioesterase 2. Gene Ontology annotation, cellular component: endosome; membrane. The transcript has 8 exons. The record is from RefSeq and is a predicted model, not a curated record. Gene Ontology annotation, biological process: protein K63-linked deubiquitination. The coding region runs from base 194 to 910 and encodes 238 amino acids. NCBI's taxonomy places the organism in Eukaryota, Viridiplantae, Streptophyta, Magnoliopsida, Solanales, Convolvulaceae. Gene Ontology annotation, molecular function: K63-linked deubiquitinase activity; metal-dependent deubiquitinase activity; protein binding.